Messenger RNA from Glycine soja, 399 nucleotides. RefSeq names its product mediator of RNA polymerase II transcription subunit 6-like. The transcript has 3 exons. NCBI's taxonomy places the organism in Eukaryota, Viridiplantae, Streptophyta, Magnoliopsida, Fabales, Fabaceae. Gene Ontology annotation, molecular function: transcription coactivator activity. The coding region runs from base 1 to 399 and encodes 132 amino acids. Gene Ontology annotation, biological process: regulation of transcription by RNA polymerase II. Gene Ontology annotation, cellular component: core mediator complex; mediator complex. The record is from RefSeq and is a predicted model, not a curated record.
AUGGCAACGGUGCCGGGAAAUCAAAUGGUAAGUGGAGAUCAUAGAAAAGCUGCAAAAACUGGAUACACUGGGUCAGUUGAUUCUGAAAACGAGACUGCUUUGCUGGAGUCAAAGACUGCUAAGGAGACAAUCGACAUAAAGGAAGCUAAGCGAGUGGAUCAUAUUCUUGCAUCCUUGCAACGCAAGUUACCACCGGCUCCUCCUCCACCACCAUUUCCAGAAGGGUAUGUUUCACCUCUAACAGCAGAAACUGAGAAAGGCACUGAAACUCAGGAAGCAGCAGAAACGCAAGCUCCUACUGCUGAUCCCAUAAUUGAUCAAGGACCAGCAAAAAGAAUGAAAUUUGGAUAUAAAAGACAUACUGCAAUGGCUAUUAAUACUUAUACAGGUGGAGGAUAA